Molecule: messenger RNA, 1834 nt
Organism: Leopardus geoffroyi (Geoffroy's cat)
Lineage: Eukaryota; Metazoa; Chordata; Mammalia; Carnivora; Felidae
Product: glycosyltransferase 6 domain-containing protein 1-like
Exons: 6
Coding region: 594-1634 (346 amino acids)
Biological process (GO): carbohydrate metabolic process
Cellular component (GO): Golgi apparatus; membrane; vesicle
Molecular function (GO): hexosyltransferase activity
Source: RefSeq, a predicted model, not a curated record
CUCACCCUGGGUCUCACUCAAAAUUGGCAGGGUAUUGGUUUCUCAACACACAGGUCUGAGUGGCACUCAAGUACAAUACACCUUGCUUUUAAUAUCCAAAAAGUCCCACUGAACAUAUUUAGGCCUCUGAUUUGGUGAUAUGUAGUUCAAGGUGCAGUAAUUUGCCUAGAACCAACAAUCCUACAUGUUCCUCAGAAACGUCACUGAUGUGUGUCAGGCCCCUGAAUUUUUAUGGGGUUUCUCUUCCACCUCCUGGCACACAUUUGUAUUAGCAUGACAUCUGAGAUUCUUGCUUCUUUCUGCUCAAAAUGCUCAGCAUGAUGUUAAUAAUGGUAUCCUGUGAGAUAUCCACAUGGUCGAGGAUGCUGUGGAUAAUAUUAUGACAACACAGGAGAGUUCACAUAACUCGGAGGUUUACUGAUGUCUCUGCCAGGUAAACGCAAACUGCUUUUGGUAAUCCACACUAACUGAUAUAAGGAAAAGCAUCUGUCACCUGUAGACCACACAACAGGGACUGUGUUCAUUUGCUCUAGCAAACAUACGACACCAGGAGAAGUUACUGUGAUUGAAGUCACCACUUGAGUAACUUUACAAUGAUUCCCAGGCAUUCAACCAAUGAAUCUGUCUCUUAUACCGGCCAAACAAGCAAAGGUAUCAAACAAUCUCAGGAGAGAAUGAAUUCUAAGUGGAAAAUGCUGUUAUUAACUUCAUUUGCUUUAUUGCUGAUGUUGAUUAAGCAUUGCUCCCGAAUAAAGAACCACCUAGAGAAGAUAGAUCUCUGCUGGGAAAAUGAAAAAGAACUUCGGCUCUCAGACUGGUUUAAUCCCAAAAAACGUCCUGAUGUGAAAACGACAACUGAUUGGUUUGCGCCGAUCAUCUGGGAAGGAACUUACAACAGACAAGUCCUGGAAAAGUAUUACAAAAGGCUGAACAUUACCAUAGGCUUGGCUGUAUUUGCUACUGGAAAGUUUGUGGAUCAGUACCUGGAACAGUUCCUCCAGUCUGCUAAUAAGCACUUCAUGAUUGGCUACAAUGUUAUCUUUUACAUCUUGAUGGAUGACUUCUCCAAACUACCUCCCAUAGAGUUGGGGCCCCUUCGAACAUUUAAACUAUGUACUGUACUCAAACAACAUGUGUGGAAAGACUUCAAUUACAUAUACAUGAAAAACUUGGAUAUGUACAUCAUAGAACAUAUCCAACAUGAAGUCGACUUUCUCUUCAGUAUGACUGUAAACCAGAUCUUCAAGAGUGACUUUGGGGUGGAAACCCUGGGCGAGUCUGUAGCUCAACUCCAUGCAUGGUGGUAUUUUAGACAUGCAGAAAAUUUCCCCUAUGAGAGAAGACCUAAAUCAGCAGCUUUCAUCCCUUUUGGAGAGGGAGAUUUCUAUUACCAGAGUGCAGUUUUUGGUGGCACACCCCGUGAGGUUUUAGCCUUCAUUAAAGAAUAUCAAAAAGGAGUUACCAGUGACAACAGAAAUGGACUCAAGAGCAUAUAUGAACAUUAUUUAAACAAAUAUUUGUUUAUCAAUAAACCCACUAAGUUGUUAUCACCAGAAUACAAUUGGGAUCCAAAUUUUAGAACUCCCCCACAAAUUAAACAUGUGAAGAUAGCAUGGCAUUCAAAGAGCAUUUGAUGGUUGUAUCAUUAGGUUUAUGGAUUAAUAAGUGAAUCACAAUAAUUCCUCAACUAUGAAACAUUAAACAUCUCCGUGUUUUUGGAAACUUACAAAAAUGUGCAAUCUUCCAAAAUAAAUUGUUUUUCUCCUUGCAGUUUUAAACCAUCUAAAUCUACCUAAAUUGGAGUAAGAAUAAAUGGAUGUUAAUUUAAUAUUAA